Messenger RNA from Ornithodoros turicata, 537 nucleotides. RefSeq lists its product as uncharacterized. The coding region runs from base 1 to 537 and encodes 178 amino acids. The transcript has a single exon. Lineage: Eukaryota; Metazoa; Arthropoda; Arachnida; Ixodida; Argasidae. The record is from RefSeq and is a predicted model, not a curated record.
AUGCUCCCUCUCGUCCUGCUGGGCAUACGCACGGCGCUCAAGGAGGACCUCGCGUGUACGGUUUCCGAACUGGUUUACGGCACUACCCUGCGUCUCCCCGGCGAUUUCUUUCCACCGACCGAUCGACCUCCGCCAGAUUACACAACCUACGCUCUUCGCCUCAGGACGCUGAUGAACAGUCUUUCUCCUACUCCGACCCGCGCUGCUGAACCUAAGUCUCCGUUCGUGCCUCCCGACCUCGAUACUGCCACACAUGUAUUCCUGCGGCACGACGCAGUGCGCAAGCCGUUGCAGCCCCCCUACGGCCCCUUCAGAGUUUUGUCACGCUCCGACAGCCACUUCACGGGGCAGCUUCCCAGUCGGCAGGAGGUUGUCGCCAAAGCCCGCCUGAAAUCCGCUAAUCUGGAGUCCGGCACAACGCCUGCCCCUCCUGCACCCGCGUCGCUCAACACAAUGCCUCCACCACGACGGUCCCAGCCUCGUCGACGCCAUGUACACUGGGCGCUUCCGCUUUCCCGGGAAGGGGGCCCCUUGUAG